GAAUAUUUUCCCUCUUAUUAUUUUCUUCAUGGUAUCGGAGCCAGGUUCCUAGGGAAAAACCCUAAUCUAGACAUACGACGGUCCAUCACCGUCCUCCGCCGGUUCAAGCCUGUCUUCCGCCGGAUCACCGACAUCGACCGCCGGACUAUCCUCCUCGACCGUCGACAUGGCAGAAGUAGAAGAAAAUCUCGUCGGCAAGCUUUUCGAUGAGGAAGAAAAAAUCCCUACGAAGGGAAGUUCUUACGAACUCAAGAACGCAGACACACCUGGAUUAAUUAUCACCCAAGUCAAACUAAACGCUUCAUCUAUCAGGCACCGGGCCUAAGCAGCGGCGCAAAUGCCGACAUCAGCUUCCUUUAUCUGCUCUUCCGCCGCGGCUUCCGGCCACUCCUCCCUGGUAGUAAUCCCUCCAUCUUCCGCCGUCGCCCUAAAACCCCAGCUGAGGUUUAUCGUCGAUUCCUUCCCGAAAUGCCAACCCAUUCAGCCCUUCCCUUUGCCCCAAUCCACCGCCGCCGGCCGCCGAAGCUCUCUCAUUCCUCUUCGUUCCGAUAUUUCCGUCAGGGAAGCUCCUGUACAAUCCGGCCACACCUUCUCGGCGCAGCACCCGAAGAUUGACAAGAGCGGAAGGUUUUGCAGCCCCAGGGCGGCUCGUGAGCUUGCUCUAAUGACUUUGUAUGCUUCGUGCUUAGAAGGAUCCGACCCAGUUCGACUAUUCGAGAGAAGGUUGAAUCUCAGAAGAGAGCAUGGAUAUGAUUUUGAUAAAGAAUGGUUAAAGAGCUAUAACCAUAUGAGCUUUGGCGGGCCACCAGUGGCAACAGAUACAGAGGAGGAAGCGGAUCAACUCGUGCUGAUUGAUGAAAAUGAGUCUAAAGCUGAAGCAGAAGUUCUUGCGGCUCCCCCGAAGUUAGUUUACAGCAAACUAAGUUUAAGCUUCACAAGAAAACUUCUGGUUGCGGUUGCAGAGAAAUGGGACUGUCAUGUGCCUGUAAUUGAAAAAGUAGCACCUCCAAAUUGGAAGAGCAAACCAGGUGGAAGAAUAUUGGAAUUUUCAAUUCUUCAUCUGGCAAUGUCUGAAAUAACGGUGUUAGGAACACAGCACCAAAUAGUCAUCAAUGAGGCGGUUGAUCUUGCAAAACGGUUCUGUGAUGGGGCUGCACCGCGCGUAAUCAAUGGUUGUCUGAGGACAUUUGUGAAGAGUCUUGGAGAAACCGAUGAUGCCGAUCAGGUACUUGUUGGCACAAAUGUCAAUAAGUCACUGUCGAUUAUUACUUAGAGGAUUAGAUGCUAAAAGGUGUCAAAGGGUGUUGUCAAAAUGGUGAAACAAAGCAACUCUUGUAUAUGGUAAUGGUGUAGUUAUGUGGCCUUUGGAAGUGCAGUGUUAGACUUGUAAAAAAGGGUAAUAUGUGUACUGAUGAGAAUGGUCCUCUUUUUGUGUAUG
Messenger RNA from Cuscuta campestris, 1438 nucleotides. The record is from the annotation of a GenBank genome assembly. Lineage: Eukaryota; Viridiplantae; Streptophyta; Magnoliopsida; Solanales; Convolvulaceae.